Messenger RNA from Alternaria ethzedia, 738 nucleotides. RefSeq lists its product as uncharacterized. The record is from RefSeq and is a predicted model, not a curated record. Gene Ontology annotation, cellular component: membrane. The coding region runs from base 1 to 738 and encodes 245 amino acids. The transcript has 3 exons. Lineage: Eukaryota; Fungi; Ascomycota; Dothideomycetes; Pleosporales; Pleosporaceae. Gene Ontology annotation, biological process: vesicle-mediated transport.
AUGGCGUCUUCGUCUUCUUCUACGCCGCUGCUCUACGCAUGCAUAGCCCACAACACCACCGUCCUCACCGAACACACCGCCUCGGCCUCCUCAAACGCCUCCUCGCUCGUCUCCCUCGUCCUCCCACGCAUCGCCCACGACAAAUCCGCCCACAAGACUAUCGAUCAAUCUAAGUUUUUCAUCCACUGCCUCGUAAAAUCGCCUUCAGACUUCCCCAACAACCAAUCGACAGCUGGUGGCCUGACUUUCCUUGUCAUUGCUGAGCGCGACCUCGGCCAGCGCAUACCCUUUGGCUUCCUAACAAACCUUGAGAAGAAGUUCUUUGCUGAAUUUGAGCCCGGAAGCACGAAUUUCCACGACUUGCCGCCGUACGGAUGCGCGAGUUUCAAUGGCGCGUUGAAGAGGAUGAUGGUGGAGCAGGGUGGUACGCAGGCCGGUCAGCAAGAUGCGCUCAGAACUGCUCAGCGCGAGAUUGAAGGCGUCAGAGAAAUCAUGACGGAGAAUAUUGAACGCGUGCUGGAGAGGGGCGAGCACAUGAGUGUAUUGGUCGACAAGACCGGCAGGUUGGGCGAGAACGCGCGCGACUUCAGGGUCCGGUCGAGGACACUCAAGAGGCGGAUGUGGUGGAAGAACGUCAAGCUGAUGGUGCUGCUGACGCUCGUCGUCAUUUUUUUGAUCUAUCUCUUUGUUGGCUUCGGCUGUGGUCUUCCUGGUUGGGGACGAUGCCUCGGUCACUAG